CGUAAACAACGCGCACUCGCCGCGCCGGGUGCGCCAGAGAUUCAAUCUUUUUGCGCGUGUGUGUGUGUUUUUUCGGUAACUUUCCGCUCAGCAUCUCGAUUAGAAAGCGAAAUGUUGAUUUAGUCGCCUAUUUGUACUACGAGACGCCGUUAUCGGGGACAAAUGAUCAGAAGAUGCAUGUCACGAGCGAUCCGGAUUUCUCCGGAUUUCAGACACGAUCGUCGAUGGAAAAUUCAUCUUGUCCACAAUGUUAACUACUUGGGGUAAAAUUGUAAACGAGAGAUUCUCCCGUUUGACAGUCGAUCGAUCGUCGUCGACGAGGGCCGGCGACGAGACGAGGGAGCAUUUCGCCACGGCGCCCCGCACGUGUCGCACGUGUUCGCCAGCCGCACACGUGAUAGACACGGCACUGCUUAUUGACGUCCGCGGUAGGCGGGACUUGCUCGCGGCCCGAUAGAGGGAUAUAUUUACCGCGCGCACACGACUUUUCUCUCUCUCGUGCGCCAACGCGACGCGACGCAACGUAACACGAGUCAACGCAGCGCAACGCGGCGACGCAAGAGGGACACCGGCUUCCUCUCUUUCUCUCUUUUUUUUUUCUCUCCCUCUCCCCGCGCGCGCACUCUCUUCCUCGCCACCUCGUCGCGAUUAACAAUGUGUACAUACGUCCUCGCGGUACGCGACGAGCGGUGCAUCGGUUCACGGUGCGCGAGCAUGGCUUCUUCCCGGCUCGGGGGUUGACUUUUUUUUUCCUCUACCUCCCGUCACAUCUUCAAUUCUCGUGGACAGUGUCCGUUUAACUCGGCGCCUACUUCGCAGUGUGCGCGGUAUCGCUGUCAACGCUGCGCUUUCCUCGAAAGGUACGAAGAGAAGAGAGGGAGGCGAGAGAAGAGGACCGACAGAGAGGACUUGCAGACGGGAGAGAGAGAGAGAGAACGAGAGACGGCCAGUUUAAUGUGGCGCGGACGACAGUAGUGUGCGAGUGCGUUGCGAACGAGCGACGUGCGCGGCCACCCGCGGGUGCUGCCAGUCGCUGGUCCGUCAUUUCAUCAUCGCCUUCGUCAGCUGUGGCAGAUAGUGCAGUGCGGUGCGGUGCGCGUCCAGUCAUCUUCAGCUGUCACUCCGGGGUCGAUAACAAUCGACCGGAAUCUCGGCUCCAACAGCACGGAAGCGCCCGGCCGAAGAAUGGCGGGUAACGGCGUCCCGGUUCUUCUCAUCACCGCGAACGUCGGCAGCAUCUUCGAGGAGCCUAGUGUCAUGCUAAAGAUAUGGACGGAAGAAUUUUUAUCCACCAUAUCGAAACUAGAUCCGAAAUUUAUAGCACUGCACUGUCAAGAAGUAGGUGGAAAAAAUUACGAGCAGAGUAUGAGGCAUGUCGAAGACUUUGUUAGAUUACUUAUGUCAUCGGAAGAAUUAAGAUUAUUUGAUAAAAUUAGGGUAUUCCUUGACGAGGAUUAUUCAUCCGCUGAACAUUUCACAGCUCUAGGAAAUUUUUAUUUUGUGCACGAGUCCUUAAGCGAUGUUUUAUUAUGGGAUUUUAAUGAGUGCACUUUUAUACCAGUAAAUGGAAAAGAAGUCCAUUCUGGCAACAUAGAAGCAGUUACAACCAAAGAAAAAGCCAAGUUUCCUCAAGAAUUUUUCCCAGAAUGCAAAUGGUCCAGGAAGGGUUUCCUACGGACUCGAUGGAGUAUUAGUGGAACAGUUUUUGAUCUCAUAAACAUACACUUAUUUCACGACGCGAGCAAUUUUAUUGCUAUGGAGACGUUUCCAUCGGUAUACAGUAAAACGCGCAGAAGAGCGCUCGAGCACACAUUAGAUAGAUUUCAUAACGACAAGUAUCCAAAUGUGCCGUAUUUUUUAUUUGGCGACUUUAAUUUUAGGACAGACACUUCAAGCGUGAUAAAGAAACUGACGGAAGAUACUCGAGAAAAGAAGUUAUCGAAUAAAGGAAACAUUUCUAAAUUGCAAUUUCACAAUAGAGACGAUGAUCUCAUAUUAACGUUAGGGAAAAAGGAAUUUUCACAUUACGAACAUCAAAACAUUUUUAUGAAGAAUGGCGGUGAAUGGUUACGCGAGUAUGAUAAAGAAUUGGGAGAUUUUGAAGAACGGUUGUUCGAGUUUCCGAUCAAUUUUGUACCAAGUUAUCCGUUUCAAGAAGAUGUUAACGAGCCUGUAAAUUAUAUGCAAACGAGAGUGCCGGCUUGGUGCGAUCGAGUCGUGUUGAGCCCUACUGCGAAAACACUAGUCCAGAAUAUAGAUGAUUCCGAGGCAGUGGAGUAUGGUGUAAUCGGCCCAACUACAUGCAUGGGCGAUCACAAGCCAGUCUACUUGAAGGCUAGUCUCAUCUCCGAUGCAGGUAUGAUAGAUUGCUGCAACUUGCCAAUUGCGUUUUGCUUCCGAGUGCCCAACAAUUACCCGGAGUUGUUGUCCAUGUUGCCUGAUUGCAAUAGUUACGCUAACGCGCGCGCGAAUUUUGUUGAUCGUUCGUCUAAUCUGUUGCACGCAAUACCCGUCAAGCAUGAUCCCUACACGCCAGAUAGUAUGGACAGUCCGAGUCCGAACGCUAUUAUGACCUCCGGAGAGGUCCCGGAUCUAGAUACGGAACAUAUCGAUAACAACAAUCUCGCCUCGUCCGCGCUAAGGUCGACCCAGAUCACGUCGAUCGCGUCGAGACGGCUCGUCGACCGAGCCGUGUCGCCGGCGUUACUAAAAUCCAAAUUGGAGCUGAUCGUACAAAAUAAAAGGAACGAGGACGCCGAUCUGGACGUAGAUGUCUCGGAUAUUAAGAGGAGUCCCAGCGAGUGUCAUCUACGUUCUUGGCCCGACGCCGAGGAUCAGCAUUGGUGCGUGAGAAAGAACAGAUGCAACAGCGACGUGUCGUGGCAACGGUCCCACGUUCUAACGGAGGCCUGGAUCCAAGAGACGGCGAUGGAAACCCAGGCAGAGACGAAAUCCGGGUUGAGAGGCAACGAGAUAUUCAACGGCGUUAACAACAAUAACAACAAUGCCGUGAGGACGAUAACAAGAUACGUGCAUACUAAGCAUGCGGAUUCGUCGGUGAAGAUCUUUCGGGAGACGAUGGUUUGAUAUCGUACUUUCGGACAAGACAUUCGGUAUACGUACAAUAUUAAUCGCAUAUAAAUUGAUGUCUUUGAACAUAUAAAAUUGUUUAAUCCUUUUGAUAGAAUUUUGCCGAUAGAACAAAAAUUUAUAGUUCGAAUUAAAAUAUUAAUUGUUAUAUACAUACAUAUAAUGUCAAUCCAUCGGAUACACAUUGCAAUUAAAUAAAAUUUAAUUUUAAUUAUUUCAUAUCGCGAUUUCUAGAAACGUAUUCCCGGCAUUUUGCGGUCAAACCAAUUUUUGUUCAUUACUUUUAUAGCAUGUAGAAAUUUUGGUAUGUCAAAAGGAUUAAUUGUUAACGUCUGAAUCCGUCAUUAAUAUAAAUGAUGAAACGAGUGUAAAGCGGUGAAUUGCGAAACACUGGACUCGUUUUUAGCCGCGACGGUAUCUUAAUCCGAUCCACUGAAUACUAUCGCGUAAUCCGAAUACUAUAAAUACAUUCCACUAGCGUAAUCGGCAAAGGAAUUUGCAAGCAUAUGAAUCUAACGUCGCGUGCUCGAAGUUUACACAAGCUGCCCUUUUAACACGUCAUAUAACACUCGAGAGGUAAAGGGGGCUAUAUGUGUGUAAAACUCCAAACGACACGCGCUUGUGUUUAAAACCGCGUGUAUACAUAUAAAGACGUUUAAAAGACGUCCUAUAUAUUUUUAAAAAAAUUUUAGGCUUCUUUUAGACGUCACCCUUUCGUGUUUUUGUGGAGUGUCGAUAUCGCGUUGAAGCACGAUGAAUAAUUUGCAUAAAUCGGCACAAAUCACAUUGACAAGUGUCAGGUAUUUAAUACUCUAUUACUUUGACUCGAGUGCUUCCUCACUUUUGCCAAAGAUAUUGUUAUUGAAGUUUCUCUCUUUCUCACUGCCUCCGCUCGCGCGCAUUAUUAAGGAUUUCGUAUAUUUAUUAUUGGCGUAUUAUAUAUCUUUCUCAAUGGUAAUUUUACGAAAUAUGAAUUAUUGUGUAGUGAACUGUGUACUUAAGACUAAUCGAUGUUUGUUUACGAUUCAGAUCUUCUGCGAUUUUUAGCGUACUUAAUGAUUGUUCUCGCGCUACACAUUGAACUCUUUACUAUAUAAAUUCUUCCUGCAACAGAUGUGUGUCUCAAGACAAUUGACAUCCUAAUUAUCUUUAAGAUUAUUCCGCGCGCAUUAAUUUUUUAACAUAUAAGAAGAAAAAUAUAGAUUGUUUAUUAUAUAAAAAAAGAAUGAUAAUCUCUGAAGAAAAUUUAUUUAUAGGAUCGAAGGAUUAAGAAGGAUCGAUGAUUGUUGGCGAGAUAUGAAUUAUUCUUACAGAUUAAUAGCAAUAAUUUUUCACAAAGAGUACUUUAUACAAUUUACAAUUCUGCAAAUAUCUCGAGAAAGAAAUAUUAUUUUGAUGCUAUAUUACCUCUCCGCGUAAACACAUAUCGGAACAAAUUCUCUUCAUGUAUCUACAUAUGCAUAUACAUUAUAGAUGUCAUUUGAAAAGUAUAAUAAGAUACAGGACGAUCGAGGAAAUUUUUAUUAAUAAUUAAUAAGUUAUAUAGUUCGUAUAAAUAUAUAUAUAUAUAUCUUGAAUAUGUACAGGGACGACAUAAAAGAUAUUCGCGCGAAUCGUUUAUACUCACGAUUUGCUGUGCCAAUCCGGUCCAUCCUAGAUUUUUGCACAUUGAUUAUAAAAAUGUUCACUCUGCCUUUGAUUCGCGUGAGUGAAAAUGUUUGGAGACCUCGUUAAAGUAUGUACCUUGUACUUAUUGUUAGAUUCGUUUGUAUUUCGAGGAACCGUUCUCAUAAGCGUCAGAUUUAUAGAACCGAGAGAUUUAAAUGAUUAUUCAUCUCUUUCUGAUUUUAUUUUUAAAGAGAUGAGGAUGCGAGAAUGCGAUGUUUAUGGGAGCGAUUCGAAAAUAGAAUUGACAAAAAAUAUUUCGGAUGCUGGAUAGAUGGGUCCAGCGCGAAGUUGCGCUUUUGUUGACAAUUUAUAUAUAUGGACGUUAUAAAAUUUGAUAUGUCGUCUUUCAAAGUGUGUGCGUGUGUGUUGAGAUAUUUACGAUGGCAUUCCACGAAAAUUAGCCAAUUAAGUCGGAUCGAUGUGCUAAUAUCUCUUUGUACCGACUUAUAUAAAGGUCCUUACGCUUUAUUCUAUGUAUAGAAAUUACAGUAGACAAGAUCUUUUUUCGUGUUGUUAUAUGAAUCUCUCGUAAUAGUGCUUCUAUAUUUAAAAUAUUCGCUCUUCCGGAAUUAUUUUCGAUUAUAAACUGAGAAUUAUUAUUGUGCUCUUCUGACAGUAAUCGAGCUAAGUCAAUCUAUAUUCUAAUCGUUAAAUGCAAUUGUCCGUUUCUCAGUUUUAAUAACUUUUAACGUUAAUAGAAGAGAACCGGGCAAAGAUAUUUAGCAUUUAUUAAUGUGCGAUGGAAAUUAUGAGCCUUCAUUUCCAUCGCUUUUACUGUACGUUGUUGAACUCUGAUGUUGUUGGACACAUAUACAUAUUAUUAUGAUAUUACGAUGAAAUAUAAUCUUAAAUCACGCGUGAUAUACAUAUAUACAUACAAUAUGAAAUAUAGAUCGAAAAGUUAAAACACCACACGAAGAUCUUCCUAUAUGGCUUCACGCGUUUUUUGAAAGAUUUAAGUGUUAUAAAUUUUGUAUGGAGUUGAGAGAAAAUUUACUUCUGUCCAAAUGUAACAAUACGAAACAUUUCGCUUUUAAGUAAUGUGAAAAUAAUCUCUUAAAUAAUGCAUCUCGUUUUCGUAAUAUUUUAACUAUUCGUAGCACAGAGACAAUUAAAGGGUUUAACAAUCUUUUAAAUUUUUCUAUGAUCAAGUUAAUGUUAUAGUCUCUUAAAUGUUUUAUUAAUCUGUUCGAUGAAUUUUAAUCAUUACAAAGAAAAGAAAAGAAAUUGUCAAUGUACUUCAUCAAUUAUUUGUACAUACAUGUGGCGAUUAUUUCCGAUACGUGUGAGAGAAGUAUCAUUUCUUGCAUUGAAGCAAGAAUUAAUAUUGUACUUUUAUAAAUACAUAAUAUACGUACUUAAAUUUUGUACCGAUAAAAAGAGAAAUAUCUUACAUUUCGCGCGAUAUAUAUAUAUACAUAUAUAUAUAUAUAAUAAUAAUAAUAAUAAUAAUAAUGAAACUAUAUAUUCGACAAGGAGAGAUAAUGCAUAUAUUGUACGUGUUUCAUGUGAUUGUCAUGAUGUUUAGGAUCGGUAUCAUUCGCAUAAUGUUAUGGAAUCGAAAAAAGAGAGGCAUAUUAGAUAUAUCGUUGAUAAUUGUUUCAAAGAUUGAAAUGAUGCACUUAUUUCCCCAUGUACCAAUGUUAUGAGAAAGAAAAUAAAGUUGCGAUUCCAUAACUUAAA
Nylanderia fulva is the source of this 6441-nucleotide messenger RNA. The record is from RefSeq and is a predicted model, not a curated record. Lineage: Eukaryota; Metazoa; Arthropoda; Insecta; Hymenoptera; Formicidae.